Molecule: messenger RNA, 3729 nt
Organism: Aspergillus fumigatus Af293
Lineage: Eukaryota; Fungi; Ascomycota; Eurotiomycetes; Eurotiales; Aspergillaceae
Product: C2 domain protein
Exons: 4
Coding region: 1-3729 (1242 amino acids)
Molecular function (GO): lipid binding
Source: RefSeq, a predicted model, not a curated record
AUGGCACCAAAUCCCAAUAGCAAGGGGGGGUCUACUUCCCCACAGCAACAUCGGGUUGGAGAACAUUGGAGCGGGACCAAUCCCGUUCCAACAAUCUCGAAGUUUAUGGAGCGCCUCAGGAGUGAAGAACAGCAACAGAAAGAAUAUGAGGAGGCGGCCCAGACUGCCAGAGAACGACAGACCGACGGUGGUGCUAGUCCCCAUCAACCGCGGAAGAGGGCCAAGGGAAAAACUCGCAAAGUGAGAGACCCAGUUACCGGCAAAGAUAUGGAGGUAGAGGACCAGGAUGAACACUCAAUGGAUACCGUGAAAGAUCCCAAGUUGGUCGUUCCUAAUGCCAAUCUGGGAAAGCCAACGGAAGUCAAAACCGACGCAGGCCAGAACCUGUCCGAAUACAAAGAGAACCAGGAUGUGACCGCACCACCCGAUCCCAUCGCUGAGGGUACCACGUCCGACGUGCCGAUCCACGGCGAGAAAACAAAUAUUCUGUUCCACCCUACACCAACUAUUUCCUACAAGCCCAUGUUUGACCAGUUGGAAAAGCGCGCGACCGGAGUCUGCUUGGGUCUCUUUGUUGGUGUACUCUUCCUCGGCCAUGUUUUUGGUGGCUCGCUAUGGGGUCUCAUACCCUUGGCCUGUUGCACUACAACUGGGAUCUGGUUAUGGAUGAAAGAGGUCAUCCGGAGUGGACGUGAAAUGGAAUGGAGCAGUGAGCAGCUACGAGGGCAGACAGUAAGUUUCACCACUCUGUACGUGUCCAAGGAACAUUUACUAAGUCAAGCCAACCAGGCUACGGCCAACUUGUUGCCGGAAUCUGUCGAAUGGAUGAAUACUUUCCUUGGUGUCGUCUGGGGCCUGCUGAACCCCGAUAUGUUGGCACCCAUCGCUGAUACUAUCGAGGACAUCAUGCAAGCGUCUGCGCCAAGUGUCGUGGAGAACGUUCGUAUCGCUGAAAUCGACCAAGGCAACAACCCUAUACGUAUUCUGAGCAUGCGGGCUCUUCCAGACGAGCACGUGCAGCAACUGAAAGACAACAUCUGCGAAGAGAAUAAGAAAAACAAGGAUCCUCAGGAGGCAGCAGCUGCUGAAGAGGGUGGCAGCUACUACAACCUCGAGGCUUCUUUUGCAUACCAUGCAAAGCCGAGUGGCCAAAGUGCUUCCUCCAAAGCACGUAACAUGCAUAUGCAGGUUGUAUUCUUCCUGGGGAUUCAAGGUCUAUUCGGAGUGCCUUUCCCGGUGUUUGUAGAACUGAUUGAAAUGGUUGGAACUAUACGCCUGAGACUACAGAUGAUGCCAGAAGCCCCUUUUAUGAAGGAGAUUACCUACAGUCUUGUUGGUAUCCCGCAUAUCAAAGCCGGCUGCAUGCCGAUGGUGAGACAUGGUAUCAACGUCCUCAAUCUACCGCUGAUCUCCAACUUUGUCAACUAUGCCAUCGGCACUGCCUGCAGCCUUUUCGCAGCACCCAAAUCAAUGACCAUGGAUCUGGGAAUGCUCCUCAAGGGCGAUGAUAUUAUCAAGGAAACCCAGGCUAUCGGUGUGAUGUGGGUUCGGAUCCACCGUGCCAUUGGACUGAGCAAGCAGGACAAACGUGGCACCCAUGGCGGCGGAAGUGAUCCUUAUAUCAACCUCUCCUUCUCCAAAUAUGGCAAACCUAUGUACUGCACCCGUGUGAUUACAGAUGAUCUGAAUCCAAUUUGGGAAGAGACUGCAGCCUUGCUUGUCACCCCGGAACUAAUCAAGGUGGAUGAGAACCUCAGCGUUGAACUGUGGGACUCGGAUCGCAACACGGCGGAUGACAUUGUUGGCAAAAUAGAAUUGCCCAUCCGGGAAAUGCUAGCCCACCCAGGUCGCAUGUAUCCUCAAGUCUCCAAGCUACAGGGUUUGAACGAGGGUAGCGAGAUGCCCGGCGAGCUGCAUUGGGAAGUUGGAUUCUUUGGAAAGCCGAAGUUAAGGCCGGAAAUGAGAACAGACGGCAAGAGACAAGACCUCCCGGAGAAUCUUCAAGACAUCCCCGAGUUCCAGGACGAGAAGGGCACUAUCAUCACCGAAGAAGAAGAUGCAAUCACGCACACGCCACCUGACCCAUUGUGGCCUAGCGGUAUCCUCAGCGUUGUGGUCCAUCAGAUCGUGCACCUGCAACUUGCCGAUAUUAAAGGUACUACCGGCAGUCGAAAGGGAAGGGAGUACGAGCCGGCAAAGAGUUACGGCGAAAGCACCGAGGAGGAAGGCAAAGACCUACCCACCAGCUAUUGCAAGAUCAUGCUGAAUGAUGAGCUGAUAUACCGGACUCGAGCUAAAGCGCUUAGCUCCAAGCCCAUAUUCAACGCUGGUACUGAGCGAUUCGUCCGCGACUGGCGUUCAUCAAUGGUCACCGUGACCGUCCGGGAUCAACGAUAUCGGGAGCACGACCCGAUCCUGGGAGUGGUGCAACUGAAGCUUACCGAUCUCUUCCAGAAGUCCUCACAAGUCACCAGAUGGUACCCUCUCGAUGGCGGUGUUGGUUUCGGACGGAUUCGUAUUUCGCUGCUCUUCCGACACGUCGAAACGAAGCUGCCCCCUAAUAUGCUCGGGUGGGACGUGGGCACGUUCCACUUUGUGUCGGACAAGCUUACGCUGCAAGGCUUCAACCAUCGGGCUAAGAUCAAACUGCGCACCGGUGGAAGCAGUGGGAAGAUCCCGCGUGGCUGGUGUCAUAUCGAGGGGAACAACUCAUAUUACGAUCUGACUAAUGAAGACUUCCGUCGAAGCAUUCGACUUCCUGUGAAACAUCGUUAUCGCUCCCCCGUCGUAUUUGAGCUGCACACGCAGGGCAAACAUGGAGCUGCGGGUUAUUCAAUCCUGUGGCUGCAACACCUCGUCGACAACGAGGAGACCGAAAUCGACCUACCUAUUUGGUCGACAAAGAACGGCAGCCGACUCACCCAGAACUACAUCACCGAGGAAAACUGGAAGGCGAAGGAAGUACCUGGGUUGGAAGACCUCCACGAAAUCGGUCGUCUACAGCUUCGGGGCCUCUUCACUCCCGGGAUCGAUGACUCCCACGAGCAAUACGUGGUAGACAGCAAUUCCCGCGAGACCUUUGAGACCUGGGAAGCCUGCAUGGCUGAAGGCGUGCGGCCGCACAGAGUCACGGCCGAGAUCCCUGCGAACAUUGAGAAACUUCACGAGCAGUCCCUCAGAGCCGGUCGCGACGUCUUGAAACAAAGCCACCCCAGAGAGCGCAAGCGCUGGAUCGACAAGCAGGGAAACAACUGGAGCGGCGCGUUUGGCGACGACCCGGCCGCCUACCUCGACUCCAAGGGCCGCAAGAUCGCCGAGCCAGGUCGCGACCAGCCCCCGCAAGACCCAGUCAACCCUCCGCCCAAGGAAAUCGAGCCCACUGGGGCCGCGCACCCCAGUGAUUACGAGGAGGACUCAUCAGAAUCGUCGUCAGAAGAGGACGCCCAGCAGGAGCAGCAGGAGCAGCAGCAGCAGCAGCAGCGACAACCCUCCGAACCUCAAACCAUCACGACGAAGCCCAGCGAAGCUAGCUCAAGCAACGGCCCAUCGAAACGGGCAGCCAAGCGCAGUGAGCAGCGCCAGCAGCGCGGUCUGAUGCAGUGGAAGCCAGCGCGCAAUGCGGUGUUCGCACGGGAUGAAGCCAAGUAUGCAAUGCGCAAAGUGAAACACAAGUUCACUGGCAACCUGAGCGGACGAGAGCCGGAUAUUGAGACCGAGACGGGACAGUAG